CGAUUGAGCAGCACUGAUGGCAAAGCAACAAGAAGAUAACGUGGUGUCGCAAUCGAGACGGGGGACACUAGAGGUUCAUUUUCUUGAGCUCUUGAUGAAACGUAAAUUUCGUUAAUUGCAAUUAAAUAGAAAAUAACAUUAUUUUCAUAAUAUGUUUGUAAUAAUAUAAUAAUAAAUUCUACAAUAUGAGAAUCGCAAUUUUAAAACUUUAUAAAGAUUUAUUACGUUAUGGUGAACAGUUAAGAUUUACAGAUAAAAAAUAUUAUCGACAAAAAAUACGAGAAGAAUUUAAACAGAAUAAAAAUCUAACCGAGGUGGCAGACAUUGACUUUCAAUUAAAGAAAGGAUUGACUUUAUUGAAAAAUCAAAGAGUGGUGUAACUUAAAUCAUGAAAAUUUAUUAAAAUAAUGUAUGAUCAAGAUGAAUAUACAUGCUGGUAAUGCCGUAUUUUCAUACGUACAAUCUAUUCUGAGUAAACGUUUAUUGUCUUACGGUGUAUUUCAAUGGGUCGAUAAAAAGAUGCCUCUUUUUCAUAUACCUAAUUAUUGUAAUAAGGGUAUGAAAA
Molecule: messenger RNA, 565 nt
Organism: Vespa velutina
Lineage: Eukaryota; Metazoa; Arthropoda; Insecta; Hymenoptera; Vespidae
Product: MIEF1 upstream open reading frame protein
Exons: 2
Coding region: 186-380 (64 amino acids)
Source: RefSeq, a predicted model, not a curated record